UCCAUCAUCUGAUUUCUCUGCUCUAAACCAAGUUUACAGAGCAUCAAAUUGAGUUAUGGCUCCAUGUUGGAAACAAAGGCUGACAUUGUGCCGUCCUUGCAUGAUUUGGUCAAUCAGUACGAGGUGAAGAGGAGGAGCAGAAGUAGAACAGGAGGAUGUGUCAGUGUUUGCUGGGGGGGGGGCAGCUCCUCCCAUCAUUAAGUUAGUGUGCUGCACUGGAGGUCCAUGUUUACGGGGCAGACGAGGUAGGUUCCUCCACUCAGAGGACAGCGAGUGGCGAGCCCUUACUCUCUACUGCCGUCUGUUAUUUCUGCAACGUACAGUGCGGGCUGCAUCAGGACCGGCUGACCUGCAUGCUCACAAGGAGACGGGGGAACUAAGCCUGCGCCAGCGGCUGCCGCUCCGCCUGCCCGGCCGAGGACUUAGAUUCUGCUUCCGCCGCCACCACCACCUCCAUCAUGUGCGACUGUUUCCACCUGGCCUUCCCCAACUGGCACGCCGCCUCCUCAGGGACGGCUGGCCGAAGGCUGAGAGGACCAGAACUUGGCACAGAGGAAGAAUCAAUAUGUGACGAACCAUCUCAGUUCACAGAGGGUGAAAGACCACGUCCCCAAGGAUCAUCCCCAGUGGAAGAAUAUCCUGAACCUGAAAAAUACACAGACAGUGACCAAGAGUUUGAAGCAGGGCAUGACCUACAGCACAAAAGCAGGAGUGGAAAGAAAACUAAAAAGUCUGGGCUUGGGUCAAUGUUUGAUAAGCGCUCAACUCCAAAGAUGAGUAAGCUGAAGGAAGUGCAUAGCCCCGAGUCUGGCGUGAUAGUCAAAACAGCCAAAGAUGGAUGUGCGGAGGGUCUCAUUUAUAGUGGAGGAGGAAAAGAAGGGAUCUUCAUAAAACAAGUGGUACCAGAGUCUCCUGCUUCAAAAAGUCUUAAACUGCAAGAAGGUGAUCAAAUUCUGAGUGCCACUGUGUACUUUGACAACAUUCCAUAUGAGGACGCUAUUCAGAUUCUGGAGCACGCUCAGGCCUACAAUGUAAAGCUAUGUUUGAAACGUAAACCACACACCACAGAGACUGAAGCAGCCAUCGACGCUGAUGUUAUCCCUAACGAAGACCUCUACGCUCCAGAACUGAGGGCACAAGGAAAAACCAAAAGACGAGGGGAUGCCCGCAUUUCGUGGCCCAAGUUUCCUUCAUUAGGACGAAAGUCACGCUUUACAAGGUCUCACAGUUCGUCAGAGGCUGAUGAGCAGAAAAAGCUGGAGCUUAGUCCACCAACAAGUGACACAGAGUCGCCUAUAAAAUCUCAGGAUGCUCUCAAAGGCAAAAAGAGGCAGAAAAUGAAACUUUCUGUUUUAAAAAACAGAGGUCGCAUAAGCUCAUCCGAAGACCAGGACACAGAAGCACCAACAACUGGGCAAAUCAGUGGUGACAUUUACCAGACAGCAUCCGAAAUACUUUCACCAGAGUGUCUCGAAAGCCUAUCAGUGGAAACAGCUGACAUUUAUGUAACAGAAGAUCAGAAAGUAGUGGAAGUGGAGCAAAAUGAAACAAAAACAGUUCAACACAAAGUGGAACUUUUAAGUAUAGAUGGCACUUUAAAAACAACAGAUCUAACUGUGGCUUUGACAGAUCAAGAAAGGCCCUCUGGUAUCACAUCCCCCCAGGAGAAGAAAAAAAAGAAAGAAAAGUCUGAAUUAAAAAUUAGAAUUUCGGGGAAGGACAAAAAAGAUGCAAAAGCAAAAUCCUCACCAAAAAGGCUAAAAACACUGGGGGCAAGUUUUGAAAUUGCCGAACAACGUCAAAAUGAAACAUUAGAUGUCAUCCCAUGUUCCCAAGAUACUCAAUUAAUCAGCAGUGAGUGUUCAAGGGAAACCACCAAAAAAUCUGUGACAACUCAGAGAGAAAUUAACAUGCCAAAGGUGGAACUGGAUAUAUCUGAUGUCACAUUUAUGUGUAAGCCUUCAAAGAAAGGUGAAGAAAGAGCUAAGACAGGAAGGGAGACAAAACAAAAACAAGACACAAAGACAAUGUUUAAGUUGCCUAAAAUAGGCCUAAGUGACGUUGCCACUGAGGAACCAAUCAAAAAAAUUAUUUUAAAUGAUGAAGAAUACAAACCUAAAUUUGAACAUCUAUCAGCUGAAGGUACAAUAGAGAUAAAAGCAGAUCCUUUUGACAGACUGCCUAAAAGCAACCUUUCUACAGCACAACUUCCCAAACGAGAAGAUAUAGAAAUUCCAGGUAUGGAAGAUAUGACAAUGACGCACAAAGCUAAAAAGUUUAAAGAGCCUAAAACUGAUUUUAAAAGACAAUAUGAAGAAAUUCCAGCAGAAUCUGUACAGUUGUCCAUUGAUGUUGACAGUGUGAAAGAGGCAGUGUCAAAACUUCCUGGAUUCAAGCUGCCCAAAGUUGACACAUCUGGAAUGCCUAUUCCAGAAGAAAUCACUGUGAUAGAUGCAAAUGCACAAAGAAUAUCAGUAAAAACGCCCACUAAAGUUGUUGAUACAAAGGCAAAGCAUGAGGGGUACUUCACUAAAUUUGACAUGACUGCCUCUCCACACAUCUCCAAGAGUACAAUCAAACUACCAAAUAUCAGUCCUGGUGAUUUAACUUCAGAUGUUCUUAUAACAGAAACCAGGAUAGAUAUUAAAAAAACAGAAAUGGAAUACAAAACCCAGCCUAAACAAAGUGACACAUACAUUCAACCUCAGGACUAUAAUAGAGAUAAUAUUAUGAUACCUGGCAAAGAAGAUGUACACGAGUCGGCCAUGACACAAUCACAAAAAAUAGAAAAAUCUCACACAGUUGAAGGCCAGGGACAAAUUGAAGGGCUCAUAUCUGAUGUCAAAAUACCUGAGAUCGACAACAUUGAAUACAUUGAUUCAGUCAGUGGUUCACCAGCUAAAACAGAUUGUGUCACUGGGCUCACCGGGGUUGUUGUUAAUGUUGAUGCUGAAAAGUCAAUGACUGAUUCUUUUGCAGAGAUGAAAGUGCAAGUAAAAUAUCAUGAAUCCAUCGAGCACUCAUUGAAACUGCCCAAAGCUGUAGCAAUUACCCCAAAAAUCAACACAUUAGGUGUAGAUAUAACCACUGAUGCAGCAAAAAUGAAAACAACUGAAAGAGAAGAAAGCGAGCGCAAAUGUAAAGAACCAAAGUUCGAUGUCACUACGCAUAAGGUAAAAGGACCUGAUAUUGACUUAAGUUUGUCACAGAAGGACACACAUAUCACACUGCCUUUGGACAAUGCUAAGGUCAAAAUCACACAAGCCCUUGAUUUCGACUCAGAGGUUCCAUUUGAAAAUGCAGAUGUUUCUCCAAACUCUCAAGUAGAAAUAAAACCUCUGCAAAUUGAGAGUGAUUUUAAAGGGCAAGUAACUAUGUUCAAAAUGCCAAAGCCUGAAAUUAAAAUGUCAAAAGGAGCCAAAGGCCCUGAAUUUGACCUAAGUUUGUCCAAGAACAAUGCAGAUGUGUUACUACAAACACGUGAGGUCAAACUCCCUGAGACUGAUGUUACUCUUGGAAUCAUGGAUAAACCUGAACUGAAGACAACUGUUGAAAAACCUGAACUGGAAUUUAAGCCUCUGCAAACUGAGGGAGAUCUUCUUGCACAAGAACCCAAGUUCAAAAUGCCAAAGCUUGGUAUCAAAAUGCCAAAAAUCAAGGGACUGGAAAGUGACCAAAGUUUUUCCAAGAAGGAUGUAGACAUCACAUUGCCAGAGGGUAAAAUCAGGCUGACGGACAUACCAGAGGUUGGAGGAACAGAUGUUUUAUUACCAGAGCAAAACAUAAAGGUUGAAAAACCUGAAUUGGAAAUCAAAUCUCAGCAAUUUGAGUUUGAACUUGAUACGCAAGGAACCAGGUUCAAAAUGCCUAAACUUGGUAUCAAAAUGCCAAAAAUCAAAGGACCUGAGAUUGACCUAAAUUUGUCCAAGAAAGACACAGAUGUUUUAAUACCAGAUAAUAAAGGUGAAGUCAAAAGACCAGAAGCCCAUAAGGCUGACUUUACUCUUGGAAACAAAGAUGUUUCUCUGUCAGAGCAGAAGAUCAAAGCUGAAAAACCUGACCUGGAAUUCAAACCUACGCAAACUGAGGGUGAACUUGACGUCCAAGGAGCCAAAUUUAAAAUUCCAAAGUUUCAUGUGAAAAUUCCAAAGGUGAAAGCACCUGAAAUGGAUGUGAAACCUUCGCAUGAAAAUGUGGAUGUUCAAUUACCAGAGGUAAAAGGUGAGGUCAAUCUGCCAGAUGUUGAUGUUUCAAUUGCAGAGGCUAAAACUGAUCUAAGAAAACCUGAGAUUGAACUCCCAGAUGCCCCCAAUAUUGAUGUCAGUUUUGGAAAAGCGGAAUUGUUACUGCCAGACAUGCAAAUGGCACAUAAACAACCUAUAGUACAAACCAAACCAAUGCAAACAAAUGUUGAACUUUUAGGAGGAAAGUUUAAAAUGCCAAAAUUGGGUAUCACAAUGCCAAAAGUGCAAGGGCCAGAAAGGGAUUUAAACCUGCUAAAGAAAAAUGCAGAUGUGACACUAAGCGAACCUACGGCAGAGAUCGGACUUCCUGUUGUUCAAGUGAAACAACCUUCUUCUGAAGAGGAAAUCAAAGCACCUGAAAUCAAAGUUUUAAGAGAGGACAAAGACGGAUCACCAUCAAAAUUUAAGAUGCCAACAUUCAAACUGCCAAAAUUUGGAAUGGGCAGCUCAAGUGCCACAGUAGAGGUACCUGAUAUGGACAAAGACAUCAAAAUGAAUGGAGCUGACAUAAUAAUUCCUGAAGAGGUUCUUACAGUUAGUGUUGAAGGUCCAUCAGUGGAUAUGAAAACUGUAGAAACAGAUUACGAAGGUAAAGGAGGCAAGUUUAAACUGCCAAGUCUUGGCUUUUCUGUGUCCAAAGGCAAAGGACAAGAUGCUGAUUUAAGUUUAUCGAAGGGAGAUGCAGAUAUGACACUACCAGAAGUCAAACUUCCUGUUGCUGAAGUGAAACAAUCUUCUGCUGAAGUGGAAAUAAAAGCACCUGAACUCAAUGUUGUAACAAAGGAUAAAGACGGAUCACCAUCAAAAUUUAAGAUGCCGACAUUCAAACUGCCAAAAUUUGGAAUUGACAGCUCAAGUGCUACAAUAGAAAUACCUGAGAUGGACAAAAACAUCAAAAUGGAUGCAGCUGACAUCACCAUUCCUGAAGACAUUCUUACAGUUAGUGUUGAAGGUCCCACAGUGGAUAUAAAAACUGUAGAAACAGAUCACGAAGGAAAAGGAGGCAAGUUUAAACUGCCAAGUCUUGGUUUUUCGGCAUCUAAAGGAAAAGUUCAGGAACAUGAUUUAAGUUUAUCAAAGGUAGAUGCAGAUGUGACAGUACCAGAAGUCAAACUCCCCGAUAUUGAAGUUAAACAACCUUCUGUUGAAGUGGAAAUCAAAGCACCUGAAAUCAUAGUUGUGACAAAAUACAAAGACAGAUCACAAUCAAAAUUUAAGAUGCCAACAAUCAAAUUGCCAAAAUUUGGAAUUGACAGUUCGAGUGCUACAAUAGAAGUAUCUGAUAUGGACAAAGACAUCAAAAUAGAUGGAGCUGACAUUAAAAUACCUGAAGAGGCUCUGACAGUCAGCACUGAAGGUCCGUCAGUGAACAUGAAAACUGUAGAAACAGAUCACGAAGGUAAAGAAGGCAAGUUCAAACUGCCAAGUCUUGGUUUUUCUGUGUCUAAAGGAAAAGUUCAGGAACAUGAUUUAAGUUUAUCAAAGGCAGAUGCAGAUGUGACAGUACCAGAAGUUAAACUCCCCGAUAUUGAAGUAAAACAACCUUCUGCCAAGGUGGAAAUCAAAGCACCUGAACUUAAAGUUGUAACAAAGGAUAAAGACGGAUCACCAUCAAAAUUUAAGAUGCCGACAUUCAAACUGCCAAAAUUUGGAAUGGGCAGCUCAAGUGCCACAGUAGAAGUACCUGAUAUGGACAAAGACAUGAAAAUAGAUGGAGCUGACAUUAAAAUACCUGAAGAGGCUCUGACAGUCAGCACUGAAGGUCCGUCAGUGGACAUGAAAACUGUAGAAACAGAUCACGAAGGUAAAGAAGGCAAGUUCAAACUGCCAAGUCUUGGCUUUUCUGUGUCUAAAGGAAAAGUUCAGGAACAUGAUUUAAGUUUAUCAAAGGCAGAUGCAGAUGUGACAGUACCAGAAGUUAAACUCCCCGAUAUUGAAGUAAAACAACCUUCUGCUGAGGUGGAAAUCAAAACACCUGAACUUGAAAUUGUAACAAAGGAUAAAGACGGAUCACCAUCAAAAUUUAAGAUGCCGACAUUCAAACUGCCAAAAUUUGGAAUGGGCAGCUCAAGUGCCACAGUAGAAGUACCUGAUAUGGACAAAGACAUGAAAAUAGAUGGAGCUGACAUUAAAAUACCUGAAGAGGCCCUGACAGUCAGCACUGAAGGUCCGUCAGUGGACAUUAAAACUGUAGAAACAGAUCACGAAGGUAAAGAAGGCAAGUUCAAACUGCCAAGUCUUGGUUUUUCUGUGUCUAAAGGAAAAGUUCAGGAACAUGAUUUAAGUUUAUCAAAGGCAGAUGCAGAUGUGACAGUACCAGAAGUUAAACUCCCCGACAUUGAAGUAAAACAACCUUCUGCCGAGGUGGAAAUCAAAGCACCUGAACUUAAAGUUGUAACAAAGGAUAAAGACGGAUCACCAUCAAAAUUUAAGAUGCCGACAUUCAAACUGCCAAAAUUUGGAAUGGGCAGCUCAAGUGCCACAGUAGAAGUACCUGAUAUGGACAAAGACAUGAAAAUAGAUGGAGCUGACAUUAAAAUACCUGAAGAGGCUCUGACAGUCAGCACUGAAGGUCCGUCAGUGGACAUGAAAACUGUAGAAACAGAUCACGAAGGUAAAGAAGGCAAGUUCAAACUGCCAAGUCUUGGUUUUUCUGUGUCUAAAGGAAAAGUUCAGGAACAUGAUUUAAGUAUAUCAAAGGCAGAUGCAGAUGUGACAGUACCAGAAGUUAAACUCCCCAAUAUCGAAGUAAAACAACCUUCUGCCGAGGUGGAAAUCAAAGCACCUGAACUUAAAGUUGUAACAAAGGAUAAAGACGGAUCACCAUCAAAAUUUAAGAUGCCGACAUUCAAACUGCCAAAAUUUGGAAUGGGCAGCUCAAGUGCCACAGUAGAAGUACCUGAUAUGGACAAAGACAUGAAAAUAGAUGGACCUGAUGCCACAAUUCCUCAAGACGUUCCUACAGUUAGUGUUGAAGGUCCAUCAGUGGAUAUGAAAACUGUAGAAACAGAUCACGAACGUAAGGGAGGCAAGUUUAAACUGCCAAGUCUUGGCUUUUCGGCAUCUAAAGGAAAAGUUCAGGAACAUGAUUUAAGUUUAUCAAAGGCCGACACAGAUGUGACAUUACCGAAAGUCAAACUCCUAGAUAUUGAAGUGAAACAACCUUCUGCUGAAGUUGAAAUCAAAGCACCUGAAAUCAAAGUUCUAACAAAGGAUAAAGACGGAUCACCAUCGAAAUUUAAGAUGCCAACAUUCAAACUGCCAAAAUUUGGAAUGGGAAGCUCAAGUGCCACAGUAGAAGUACCUGAUAUGGACAAAGACAUCAAAAUAGAUAAAGCUGAUGCCACAAUUCCUGAAGACGUUCUUACAGUUACUGUUGAAGGUCUGUCAGUGGAUAUGAAAACUGUAGAAGCAGAUCACGAACGUAAGGGAGGCAAGUUUAAACUGCCAAGUCUUGGUUUUUCUGCAUCAAAGGGCAAAGUGGACGAACCUGAUUUAAGUUUAUCAAAGGCCGACACAGAUGUGACACUACCGAAAGUCAAACUCCCCGAUAUUGAAGUGAAACAACCCUCAGCUGAAGUUGAAAUCAAAGCACCUGAAAUCAAAGUUGUAACAAAGGAUAAAGAUGGAUCACCAUCAAAAUUUAAGAUGCCAAUAUUCAAACUGCCAAAAUUUGGAAUGGACAGCUCAAGUGCCACAGUAGAAGUACCUGAUAUGGACAAAGACAUCAAAAUGGAUGGAGCUGACGUCACCAUUUCUGAAGAAGUUCUUACAGUUAGUGUGGAAGGUCCGUCAGUGGAUAUGAAAACUGUAGAAACAGAUCACGAAGGUAAGGGAGGCAAGUUUAAACUGCCAAGUCUUGGCUUUUCUGCAUCAAAGGGCAAAGGACAAGAUGCUGAUUUAACUUUAUCAAAGGGAGAUGCAGAUAUGACACUACCAGAAGUCAAACUUCCUGUUGUUGAAGUGAAACAGCCUUCUGCUGAAGUUGAAAUCAAAGCACCUGAAAUCAAAGUUUUAACAAAGGAUAAAGAUGGAUCACCAUCAAAAUUUAAGAUGCCAACAUUCAAAAUGCCAAAAUUUGGAAUGGGCAGCUCAAGUGCCACAGUAGAAGUACCUGAUAUGGACAAAGACAUCAAAAUGGAUGGAGCUGACGUCACCAUUCCUGAAGAAGUUCUUACAGUUAGUGUUGAAGGUCCGUCAGUGGAUAUGAAAACUGUAGAAACAGAUCACGAAGGUAAGGGAGGCAAGUUUAAACUGCCAAGUCUUGGUUUUUCUGCAUCUAAAGGAAAAGUUCAUGGACAUGAUUUAACUUUAUCAAAGGGAGAUGCAGAUAUGACACUACCAGAAGUCAAACUUCCUGUUGUUGAAGUGAAACAACCAUCUGCUGAAGUUGAAAUCAAAGCACCUGAAAUCAAAGUUUUAACAAAGGAUAAAGACGAAUCACCAUCGAAAUUUAAGAUGCCAACAUUCAAACUGCCAAAAUUUGGAAUGGGCAGCUCAAGUGCCACAGUAGAGGUACCUGAUAUGGACAAAAACAUCAAAAUGGAUGGUGCUGAUGCCACAAUUCCUGAAGACGUUCUUACAGUUAGUGUUGAAGGUCCGUCAGUGGAUAUGAAAACUGUAGAAACAGAUCACGAAGGUAAGGGAGACAAGUUUAAACUGCCAAGUCUUGGUUUUUCUGUUUCUAAAGGCAAAGUGGACGAACCUGAUUUAAGUUUAAUAAAGGCCGACACAGAUGUGACACUACCGAAAGUCAAACUCCCCGAUAUUGAAGUAAAAAAACCUUCUGCUGAAGUUGAAAUCAAAGCACCUGAAAUCAAAGUUGUAACGAAGGAUAAAGACGGAUCACCAUCAAAAUUUAAGAUGCCAACAUUCAAACUGCCAAAAUUUGGAAUGGGCAGCUCAAGUGCCACAGUAGAAGUACCUGAUAUGGACAAAGACAUCAAAAUAGAUAGAGAUGAUGCUACAAUUUCUGAAGAAGUUCUUACAGUUAGUGUGGAAGGUCCAUCAGUGGAUAUGAAAACUGUAGAAACAGAUCACGAAGGUAAGGGAGGCAAGUUUAAACUGCCAAGUCUUGGCUUUUCUGCAUCAAAAGGCAAAGGACAAGAUCCUGAUUUAACUUUAUCAAAGGAAGAUGCUGAUAUGACACUACCAGAAGUCAAACUUCCUGUUGUUGAAGUGAAACAACCUUCUGCUGAAGUUGAAAUCAAAGCACCUGAAAUCAAAGUUUUAACAAAGGAUAAAGACGGGUCACCAUCGAAAUUUAAGAUGCCAACAUUCAAACUGCCAAAAUUUGGAAUGGGCAGCUCAAGUGCCACAGUAGAAUUUCCUGAUAUGGACAAAGACAUCGAAAUAGAUAGAUCUGAUGCCACAAUUCCUGAAGAAGUUCUUACAGUUAGUGUUGAAGGUCAAUCAGUGGAUAUGAAAACUGUAGAAACAGAUCACGAAGGUAAGGGAGGCAAGUUUAAACUGCCAAGUCUUGGUUUUUCUGUUUCUAAAGGCAAAGUGGAUGAACCUGAUUUAAGUUUAAUAAAGGCCGACACAGAUGUGACACUACCGAAAGGCAAAUUCCCCGAUAUUGAAGUAAAACAACCCUUUGCUGAAGUUGAAAUCAAAGCACCUGAAAUCAAAAUUGAAACAAAGGAUAAAGACGGAUCACCAUCAAAAUUUAAGAUGCCAACAUUAAAACUGCCAAAAUUUGGAAUGGACAGCUCAAGUGCCACAGUAGAGGUACCUGAUAUGGACAAAGACAUGAAAAUGGAUGGAGCUGACAUCACCAUUCCUAAAGAAGUUCUUUCAAUUAGUGUUGAAGGUCCAUCAGUGGAUAUGAAAACUGUAGUAACAGAUCACGAAGGUAAGGGAGGCAAGUUUAAACUGCCAAGUCUUGGUUUUUCAGCAUCUAAAGGAAAAGUUCAGGAACAUGAUUUAAGUUUAUCAGAGGCAGAUGCAGAUGUGAAAGUACCAGAAAUUAAACUCCCCGAUAUUGAAGUGAAACAACCUUCUGCUGAAGUUGAAAUCAAAGCACCUGAAAUCAAAGUUGUAACAAAGGAUAAAGAUGAAUCACCAUCAAAGUUUAAGUUGCCAACAUUCAAACUGCCAAAAUUUGGAAUGGGCAGCUCAAGUGCCACAAUAGAAGUACCUGAUAUGGACAAAGACAUCAAAAUGGAUGGAGCUGACAUCACCAUUCCUGAAGACGUUCUUACAGUUAGUGUUGAAGGUCAAUCAGUAGAUAUAAAAACUGUAGAAAAAGAUCACGAAGGUAAGGGAGGCAAGUUUAAACUACCAAGUCUUGGCUUUUCUGCAUCAAAAGGCAAAGGACCAGAUGCUGAUUUAACUUUAACAAAGGGAGAUGCAGAUAUGACACUACCAGAAGUCAAACUUCCUGUUGCUGAAGUGAAACAACCUUCUGCUGAAGUGGAAAUCAAAGCAUCUGAAAUUAAAAUAUUAACAAAGGAUAAAGACGGAUCACCAUCGAAAUUUAAGAUGCCAACAUUCAAACUGCCAAAAUUUGGAGUUGGCAGAUCAAGUGCUACAGUAGAAGUACCUGAGAUGGACAAAAAUAUGAAAAUGGAUGGAGCUGACACUAAAGUACUUGAAGAAGUUUUGACAGUUAGUAUUGAGGGACCAAGCACUAAAGGCCCAUCAAUACACUUGAAAGCUGCCGGACUUGAACUUGAAGAAAAAUCAGACAAGUUUAAACUUCCAGGUCUUGGCUUUUCUGGCAACGGACAAGAUGCUGGUUUAAACAAAGAUGGACAACAUCUACCAGAAGCUACAGCAGAAAUUAAACUUCCUGUUGUUGAAGUGAAACAACCUUCUGCUGAAGGUAAAAUCAAAGAACCUGAAAUCAAAGCUGUGCCAAGAAUUGAUACUGAUCCUGGUGCUACAGUAGAACUUGAUGCAAAUUGGAAAAAGCCUACACUUUCUUUUUCAGAGUCAAGUGUUAAAGACACAAGAGUCAGUGCUGAACUUUCACAUGUUGAGGUUUCUCUUCCUGAGGGAGAAGUAAAGGUCAAGCUACCUGAAACGGAAACAAGAUCAUCUGAACUUGAAGCUGAACAUGUUGGGCAAAAAAGCAAAUUUAAACUGCCAAAGUUAAGUGUUGCUCUGCCAAAAGCAAAAGCAGAAGUUGAUUUAACCACAUCACAGAAAAGUGUGGAUGAGACAAUGCCAAGGAGUAAAGCAGAGGUCAAAGUUCCUGAAGUUGAAGUCAAACAACCAUCAACUAGUGUAGAAAUAAAAGCUUCUGAGAUUCAAGCAAAGUCCAAAGAUGUUGGAGGAUCCCCAUUAAAAUUUAAAAUGCCAACACUAAAAUUUCCAGGCUUCAGCAGCACUAGUCAUGACGUCAUCAGAAAAGAGGAUGCAAACAAAGAUGAAGAUGAAACUUAUGGAGCUACACUUGGGGAGGAGGAUGUUACUGUCACAAUCAAAGCUAAAAGUGCUGAUAUUAUAACAGAUUCUGAAACGCCAAAGAGCGAGAGUGUAGGUCAGGGAUCCCCAAGUAAAUUCAAACUCCCAUCAUUCAAAAUGCCAAAGUUGAGUUUUUUAAGAUCCAAACCUGAAGACGAAUAUGUCCCUGUUGAAACUGAAAGCAAAGACGCUCAACUGGAUGUCGAAGCAGAGUCAAAAGGUGACAUUCAAUCAACAAAAAUGACUUUGACAUCACUUGGUGAUUUUCUCAAGACUAUAGAUGUUGAAUUUGAUGUUCAAACAGAUAAAGCAGAACACAAUCUUGAAACUCCAAAAGAGAUUCAUGCAACAGAUAAAUCAAAUGGAAAACAGUUAGAGGCUAAGGAAAAGCAAAUAGAUACCAAGCAAGAAACUACCCGAAGUCCCGAGAAGACAGGUUGGUUUAAAUUGCCUAAGCUAGGUCAGUCAUUUACAGAGCCUGACAAGACUUUUGAAAAAGGUGAGCACAAAGAGGAAGAGACUCCAGUGGGGGAAACAGUGGAGGAGGAGAGUCCAACUUCUUCUGUUCAGUCAUCAGAUGCCUUUGCUGAUAUUAGCUCUACAAUGACUAGUGAACCUAUUGGCUUUUCUUCAUUUUCUCCCACCAAGGUAACAGUGAAAUACUCUGAUCCUAAUGCAGCUGCAGGAGUUAGAGAGAUACAAAGUAACAUUAUUACAUCAACCACAAAGACCGAGACCAUCUCUGUGGAGCCCAACCUACCAGAGAAAAUCACCAUUUUGUCAUCUGGAGUUACAUCUUCAUCAGAAGACACACUCACACUGGAAUCUGGAAAAAUACACGAUAUCACCUCAAAUGUUCACGCGACCUUAGAAGCACACCAAGCCAAACUACUGACUGCAGUGCAAGGCCAAUCAGCUGGAGGCCUUCCCUUAAAAUCAGAAGCUAAUGAAGCUACAUCCUGGACAGUGGAAGACUCACAAGGCGGCAGAAGAACUGUCAUUGAGAAGCAUGUAAUUAUGGAAACACGGGGUGAAAGCAGUGACACAAUUGUUAUAACUAAACAAGUUACCAAAACGUUCAAAUCCUCUGAGCCUCUCUCAGGUGAAACAGCCUCGUCCAUACAACGACUAAGAGACUCUGUGCACUCUGAGAAAAUGAAGUUCUUCGAUGAAGUUGAGAAAUGAAAUUAUUGGAAUUACAGCAGCACUUUCACUGGUCAUAAAAGGAGACAAAACAUGGCUGAACUGGAAAACACUGUUUAACUUACCAAUCUGGGCAAAGAACUGGGCAGCGUUCAGGUGUUCACUUCACUCUCUUGUUGCAUGUUGCUGAACUAUAACAAGAGAGAGUCUUGUAAUCCACACUAAUCUUGAUCAAGCUGUUCAUAAAAGAGAGGAGCGUGAUGAGUGCCCUUAAUAGGUCUUCAACAACUAUUGUUGCUCAUCAUGGUACAGACCCGACAUAGAAAGUAGUUUCUGUUUAGAUACUGUACCUUACUCAUUUCAUAGUUUUUGAUGUACAAUAUUGAUCUGAGAUUCGUGCAUUUGAUUUCAGCAAUUUUCUGCAAAAACAACACAGAGAUGUUUGUUGACUGAUCAAUGUGACUGACAUUCCAAAAUAUGUUUACAAUAAUUUGAAUUCUGUAUAUGUCAGACAGUAACGAACACAAACAUGUAUCAUUACAUUAUUCUAGUUGCUGUAGCAAAAAUGUAAAGAAACAAUAGCCAUGCAAAGCUGAAAUGAAAUGCUUACAAUCAACACAGCAAGUAUCCUGCUGCAGUUAUAUUUUUAUUAAUACUUUGCUACAGUACUUGGAGCCUAAUUUGCGAGAGCAGAAAUAUAUUAAAAGUGUAAAAAGCAAUUAUAAUAAGGUAGCUGUGUAAAUAGCUUUUAAUUACUUGUAUCUGACUAAUGCUCCUGUCUGUAUUCUAAAAGCUUGAACAUGUUUGCACACAAAAAUAAAUAGUAUUAUAUGCUCAA
This is a messenger RNA of Betta splendens (Siamese fighting fish), 13635 nucleotides long. Its product is annotated as protein AHNAK2. Gene Ontology annotation, molecular function: protein binding. Lineage: Eukaryota; Metazoa; Chordata; Actinopteri; Anabantiformes; Osphronemidae. Gene Ontology annotation, cellular component: nucleus; cytoplasm. Gene Ontology annotation, biological process: regulation of RNA splicing; peripheral nervous system myelin maintenance. The transcript has 7 exons. Bases 459 to 12839 code for a protein of 4126 amino acids. The record is from RefSeq and is a predicted model, not a curated record.